UUUACUGAAAAUGUAAAAUCAAUCUUUCGUGAAAACCUCAAAAUUGAGUUUUCUUGCUCAAAUCCAAAUAAUUAACGACCAUGUUUAUAUGAGUUGUCCACUAAAUCCAUUAAACAUGGUCGUUAAUUAUUUGAUCUUUAAUGGAUUCAGUUUUUAAUGGACAUGAUCACCAGUUGUCCACAAAUCAGAAAUGUCCAUCUAUACAUAGAUAAAUGGGCGGAGAUAAUCCAAUUGACAACUAUGGCAUAUGAACUGUUGUUUCCGGUCAGCUCAAAGUCUUAGGCAUAGUUAAACACGAUUACAAUGAUUUUCCGGUAAUAUUAGAAAACAGAGAUUAACUCUGAAAGCAAAUGAAAAUUGGUUACUGGGAAAUAUUUUUUAGUGAUAUUUUGUAGCAAUUUACUGUUGAUGUGCUAGUUGCUGUAUUUUCUAUAUGUUAUUUUAACUUUAACAUAAAAUAUUUGUGGUUGACGUAUUAUUAAUUUAAGUUAUACGCAUACUUGAAUACAUAUGAAAUUCAUAUAAACACAUUAAUGAUUUGGCAAUUUGGCAAUUUGGCAGAGUCAAAUGAAAAAGAAAAGAAAGAGUGCCUUCUGAAGCAAGCGAUCAGAUCAUAAAACAGAGAAGUUAGUUGCACACCAUGAUUGCUCAUCGCAUAUUCCUCAAAUGAUAAUAAACCUGUUUUGUAGGUUGGAAGAAAAAACCUUUUAUAAAAAAAAACAAUACUGCCUUCGGCUCCGUAAGAUAUGAUAUCUCGAAGAAGUUUUUAUGUUUCAAAAUAUAAAAUGUUUUGAUACUUUUAAAAUAUUUUAAUUUUAUUGAAAAUUGCUUAAUCAAUAAUAUUUUGCUAAAUAAGUUUUUUAGGGUGUGAUUGAUAGUGGUUAUAGGUGUUGUCCAUAGACUCAUUUAUAUUUACAACACUAAAUUCACAGCAAUCAAUCUUUAAUAAAAAUUUCAAAAUCACGGUUCGAAAUAACUUACAGAUGUACAAGUACUCUGCAGAGCAAAAAAUCCAUAAUAAUUUUUUGGAGCUUUCCAUGAAAUUCUAAAACAAUAAAAUCUAAAAAUCACAACAAAAAAUCUACUGAUUUUUUUCUACAGCAAAAUUUUUUAAACUAGCCAUUACCAAUUUGAUCUUAAAUUCUAGUACAUUCAAGCAAAAUAUGUUAUAUCAUAUAACGGAGAGAAUAUUUAUGAUGUCAUAUGAGAACUGGAAUUUGCAAUAAAUAAUUCUGAGCAUAAUAAACAAAAGAAAGUUCUAUCUAUACGUGGAUAAUUCAUUGCACAUAAUACAAAAUCUAUAAUGGACUUCUGAUAAUGUAAUACUUAAAACCUCCCACAAAUUGCAAAAACAUAUUCUUGCAUAUUUCAUCCCACUGAGAUCAACUAAGCUUUGUUUAAAGAUUGGAAUCAUGACUAUGAAUAAGUAAUUACUCAUUAGUCUAUCUCUUAUCUCUCAUGGGGGUGGUGACUAAGAGCAUGUACAUCAAAGAUAUAUAAGGAGUUCAUGGAGUAAGUUCACACGUUUGCCAAGUAAAAAAAAAUUAAAAUAACUCUUCUCUCAUGAGCCUGGUCCUCCUAAACUCUCUGCGGUGAACUUUUCUGUGGUGAGUUCAUCACUGUUUAGUGGACCCUACAAUACGUGGUGACCCACAAUUGAUCUGAUUUUCUUUUUUUAAAAUCAAACAGAAAAAAAGUUUUUAAUAAUAAAAAAUUGAAAACUUGAACUUUAAAUGAGGGUUCAUUGAUGUUCAUGCUCUAAUAAUCUUUGAAAAUAAUAAAAUAAAAUAAAUAAAGAGAGAGAGAAAGGCGGCACCAACCCAUUUACAUAAAUAAAAGUAAAAGGCUUCUCAUCUCUUUCAGUUACGACAUUCCCCAGAAUCUCUCUCCCUUUUUUUUUUUUUGGUCUAAAGUCUCUCCCCUUUUUUCUCCAAACGAAAACCUUAACGACUCUUUCUUCAUCGUGAAACAGAGCAACAGAGACGUUAGACUCUUUGUCUUAAUCUCUCUAAAUCCUCUGCUUCAAUUCCCAUAAGUAAGUUGACUCCAUCUUUUUGUUCUUUUGAUAUUUCUACUGUAGUUAUGAUUACAAUUUCCACAAACGAAAAGAGAUUUUUUUUUCUUUAUUUAAUAAUUUACUGUUUUUCACCUGAACAUGAUGACCAUCUCUCAUCCUCUAUGUUUCCUUAUGGUUUUGUCAGAUCGAUGGAAACUGGUGUAGCAGUUACGGGUCAAGAAAUCGGACCCGGGUUUCAUACACCCGUUAAUCCUGAUGGAUACGUAACAAUCGAUGUCGAAAGUUUCUCUCAUGUUAUCCACAAAGACUUCUCUUCUUCGAGUCCCAUAGUUACACUGCAGAGAAGUGUUUCCAGGAAAGAGUCUCUAAGAAGCAACAACGAGAGGAAACUCCAUUCUAACGCAAAUGGUAAUGACAAAGAGACCUCAUCCCCUCAGUCUCCAGUUAGAGGGUCAUGCACGCCGGAAAAGGCAAGCACUGUGAGGCCCAUAGAUCAUGUAGGCACGGACACAACCGCAGCCACCAUUGUUUCAGCCUCACCGCUUCAUCAGAUCACUGUUACUACGACUUCAGCCACCGGCCGAAAUAUGAUCUCCGAGCAAAAUAGAGAAAGAAGAUUUGGAUUUGCAAGGAAGUCGAGUUUUAAACGUUCUCGCACUUCUUGGAUGCUUGAUCCGAAGAAAAUCCUUAUCUUCUUUGCAACUUUGUCUAGCAUGGGAUCGAUCUUGUUAAUCAUAUUCACUCUCUCGAUCAGCAAGUCUAAUCCCGGAGAUAUGGGCUAAGACUAAUAUUAACAACAUAUGAAGAGGAUAUAGACCGACUUCAGCUUGUGGCUAUAGUACAUACCACAUUCUCACCGACCUACAUCUGAAGAGAUGAAUCAGAAGAACAUUGCAAAACAAAGAGCGUAGGGCUGUGAUAAUAGUUAUUUUGUAUAUUUUUUAUUAGUAAAAAUGGAAAAGGAGUAUAUUUAGAUAGAGAAAGUGGGCAGUGGGCACGCACGAGAUCAUAUGAAUGUUGGAAAAGAAAGCUUUAAGACGAGAGUUUUUGAUCAAAAAAAAAAAAAAGACAAGAGUUUAUGACUGUUGUGACAGAGACAGAGAGACCCGACACAGAAUCUUCUCUUCUGUUCCUUUAAUUCCUUUUCUCUGUUUAUUCAUACUCACUUGGUCUGAUUUGUGUUUUUCAUUUGGUGUAUUUCUUUAUGUACAUAUAUAUAUAUCAAAAUUUUCCAUUGGGUUUUA
Molecule: messenger RNA, 3261 nt
Organism: Brassica rapa (field mustard)
Lineage: Eukaryota; Viridiplantae; Streptophyta; Magnoliopsida; Brassicales; Brassicaceae
Source: RefSeq, a predicted model, not a curated record